UUAUACAGCUCUUGAAAACACAACACUCUGUAGACUCUUUGAUAGAAAAUGCAGUGUUCUUAAGAAGGAGAUUUGAUACCCGAAUACAAGUUGUCUGCUGAUUUGGAGACUCUUAUUCUGGUUGAAGCCAUGCUUUGUGAAGGCAGAUUGCUGAGCAUGACCUACAGUGAAUUGGAAGAGCUGGACUCCCUCCCUCCUCAGAAGGCUCUCCAGAGUGCUUAUGGGCUACCGAGAGCAGCUGCUACCCUCAUACCGAGCUCGGCCAGACGCACUCCGCUCGUUCAUCACGGCUCCCCGGAGCAGACAGGUAGCGCAGACAACAGAAGUGCUUCAGCGGACUUGUACAUUUCUCCGUUGCAGUCCUUAGAUCUCCAGAGAGCCCACGCCGCCAGACAGAUCUCUCCAGAGAUAGAGAUCCCGGCCCAGGAUCGCUCAGGUGGUGAUGCCCCAUUCUUGGUUCCCUCCUUCUGCCAGAGCAUCUGUCAAAACUACAGCGACCUCCACAUUGGGGGUGACCAGGUGCUGCCUCUCUCGACCAAUGACGGCGAGCUGAGGGUCUGCACCGAUGCCCAGGCGGUCGGCCCCUUCCUCCAGUCCUGUGACGUCCCGCCGGCUGUGGAGGAUUCUCUCCUAGGACAAGCGUGUCAGGGCGGGCUGCCGUAUCCGCAGAGGGGAGGCUCGAAUCGGUGGAGGCUGGGGAGUGGUCGUGAUCGGAGCUUUUUGCUUCAGGGGCGCGAAGGUCCGUUCUCCAACUCCCUUCUAAAUCACUACCUGGAGCAGAAGCUCUUGGAUCUGUACCAGCAAUACAUGAUGGAGAACAUGGCCAGGGGAGGGGCCCCUGGUUCCGAGUCUGACGGAGGCCCCAUCUGCCCUCUGCUGGGUUCGGAGCUGGUCCUGACGAGCCUGGACCAGAUCACUUUGCAGCUCAGCCGGGAAGGAAACCUGGAGGCCGGCCUGGCCAAAGACAUGGUCCUGAGCUGCCUGCUGCGGGUGGCUGGUGACAUGCAGUCAAGUGAGAUCAGCACUCCCUUUCUGCAGAUUUCAAGUGAGGCAUCCAGGGAGCAGCUCACAGAGAAUAAAGAGGAGUAACCCCGGUGUCAAGGAACUCUCUUAUCCAAUUCUCCCUUUCAUUUUAGUUGAACGCCAAAAAAUAAAAUGGAACUGACAACUGCAUUUUAUUAUUUUGUUCUUUUAUUAGCCGUUGAGAGGAUGUUGAGAGCAAGUUCUGCGAUCAUUAAUUACAAGGAGAAUGUGCUGUAUUUAUGAGUUUUAAUUUGCAGUCUUACCACUAGCGUGUGUGUGUUGUACUGUUUUUUGCAGCUUUCCCUUUUCUGAAAGGACAAUAAAGACAGGAACUGACAACUGAAACUGA
Messenger RNA from Stegastes partitus (bicolor damselfish), 1372 nucleotides. RefSeq lists its product as uncharacterized. Bases 130 to 1089 code for a protein of 319 amino acids. NCBI's taxonomy places the organism in Eukaryota, Metazoa, Chordata, Actinopteri, Pomacentridae. The transcript has 2 exons. Gene Ontology annotation, biological process: regulation of toll-like receptor signaling pathway. The record is from RefSeq and is a predicted model, not a curated record.